CGGACUGGCGGAGAGCAGAGGGUCGUCGUUGGUGAUGCAGAGUCUGGCUGGAGACCUGUAACCAGUGGUGUUCCUCAGGGGCCGGUGCUGGGUCUGGUCUUGUUCAACAUCUUCAUCAAUGACCUUGAUGAGGGGAUAGUGGCCACCCUCAGCAAGUUUGCUGAUGAUACGAAGUUGGGAGGAUUGGCUGACAUGCCUGAAGGCUGUGCUGCCAUUCAGCCAGACCUGGACAGGCUGGAGAGCUGGGCAGAAAAAAAACGGAUGAGGUUUAACAGAAGCAAGUGUAGAGUCUUGCAUCUGGGGAGGAAUAAUUGCAUGCACCAGUACAGGCUGGGGGAUGAGCUGCUGGAGAGGAGCUCUGCAGAGAGGGACCUGGGUGUCCUGGUGGACGACAGGUUGGCCAUGAGCCAGCAGUGUGCCCUUGUGGCCAAAAAGGCCAAUGGCAUCCUGGGGUGCAUUAAAAAGAGCGUGGCCAGCAGGUCAAAGGAGGUGAUCCUCCCCCUCUACUCUGCCCUGGUAAGGCCUCAUCUGGAGUACUGCGUCCAGUUCUGGGCUCCCCAGUACAAAAAAGACAGGGAUCUCUUGGAAAGAGUCCAGCGGAGGGCCACAAAGAUGGUGAAGGGCCUGGAGCAUCUCUCCUGUGAAGAAAGGCUGAGUGAUCUGGGUCUGUUCAGCCUUGAGAAAAGGAGACUGAGAGGGGACCUGAUCCAGGUUUGUAAAUAUCUAAGGUGUGGGGGGCAGAAUGGUGAGGACGGACUCUUUGCAGUGGUGAGUGGAGACAGGACAAGGGGAAACGGCCGGAAACUGCAGCAUAGGAAGUUCUGCACAAAUGUGCGCAAGAACUUCUUUACAGUGAGGUGACGGAGCACUGGAACAGGCUGCCCAGGGAGGUGGUGGAGUCUCCUCUGGAGAUGUUCAAGACCUGCCUGGAUGCCGACCUGUGCGACCUGCUGUAGGGAACCUGCUUUGGCAGGGGGGUUGGACUCGAUGAUCUCUGGAGGUCCCUUCCAACCCCUACAAUUCUGUGAUUCUGUGAAGAAAAUAAUGUGCACGUAAAACUUGAACUGAAUACCCACGUUUCUUUGUGCAUAAAAAAUGCCAAGUUCACAGUUUUAUCCUGUCUGUCUUCUCUGCAGAAUUAGCUUUUUUUUUGGUAUUAGACACUUCAGAUAGUACUCAAGCUGCACAGAGGGCUUAUGUUGGCAAAGAUCACUUACUCCUAACUUGAGUGGUAAUAUCCUUAGAAGCAAGCCAAAUCAAGCUAAUGAUUUACACAUCUGGAUAGGGCUGGGCUGUCUCAUGCGGUAACACUGGUGAGCCAGAACAGCAAUGUUAGCAGGCUGUGCUGUCUUACAUUGACAGCUCUCCCUUCGCCCUGUCCUCACUUCUUGUCCAUGUGUUUGUAUCUGGAGCACAUCCUUGGGGUUUUGUGCAUUUCUUGUGCACUCCCUAGGAGUGUGUUUUUAAGGUUUUGGGAAAUCCUGUUUCCUUUCCAAGACAAAUUGUGGGGAAAAAAAUCAGAGACUUUUAACACCAUUCUAGUGUGGUUAACACAAACCCCAGUUACAUCUACACCAUUUGCAGUGGUACCAGCACUGUAAUUGUUGCCCACAGGAACAGGAUCUGGCCCAGGCAUACCUGGGCUGAAAGGAGGUGGUGAGCAGAUAAAAUAUUAUUAGCUGUGCGUUACAGACUUCCCUUGUACAGAACAAACAAGUUAUAAUUUGAAUUAACAACUUGGGCUGUUCAGCUUCAAUGGUGUGUUCCCAAAACCUAAUGGAUUUAGGAUGGUUUGGAGUCACCUUAUCUGGCAGUACUGUGAGAACCAGAUUAAAAGUGCAAGUACUGGCUGAUUCCAGCAAUCUAAAAUCACACAGCAAAGACAAAAGUCCUGUAAUGAGAAAAAUUAAAAGAUACACGUGUAAGUGUUGAUCUUGAGUGCUAGUCAUUCAAGCUUUGAGCCUGGGGUAUUAAUCCCCACAUGCACUACAUAGACAGCAAAACAGUAGCAUUCUGUACCCAUUUUUUUCAAACAUUUGGUGAGGAGAGGUGUCACUGUGCAAUGCACGCUGUAGGGCAGAAGUGGGAUCUGGAAAUCUUCUAAAUACUGUCUCAUUUACUUUCUUUAUAGUAGCUUAAUUUAUAAUUUUAUUCUUUAAGUACUUAGAUGCUUCUCCAGACAUGUAUGUAUGACAAUCGAGGUAAGAGUAGAAGCGGAAAAAAGGGAAUUUGGCUAAUUUUUAAAAACACAAGCGUAUGAAAGGUUGUACAGUCUAUUCAAAUCAAAACCAAGAAUGCAGCAGACUGAGAAAGUGGGAAUGGAAAUGCCUGUUUAAAUUCUUAACAUUGAGAAGUUAUGUACAAAUCUAUCAAAGAAGACAAUUUUUUUCUCCGUGAUCUUUUAAUUUUGCUAUUAAGUGAGUCUUUGCUGCCAAUAGUGGAAAUAAAUGCCUGUCUUCUUGCAAAGCAUCUCUCUCAACUGGAGGUUAGCAGCAGACGUAGAACAGCAGAAAUGAUUCUCGGUGGAAACUAGCUGAGCAACAAAGAUUCUCUGAGGUUUUCCUCAAAAGUAAAUUGUACCAGUUUGUAGAGAAUGCUUUCUCUGCUUCUUGCUAAUACAGAAAUCUGAUCAUGGGUUACUGCAAAAUGUCAGUAAGAUUUUGUUUUGCAUCAGAUUCUAAUCAAGCAGUUAGGCCUACCCUUUUGGCUGGGCGUUGCAUAAGCACAAGGGCAAAGCUAACUUCUUUGAGGCUUAAUAGCUACUGAAGGUUGAACUGGCAGCACUUGGUUUGUGAUCUAUCGUGAUGACCAUUGGAAAGAGUCAGUGAGAUUUUAAAUGUAUCAAAAGGAAAAUGAUUUGUCUAGGGAAGGAGCUGCUUGCUUUGCUUGUUUGGCUGAAGUUUAGUCUUCACUACCUUUCAUUUUUCUGAUGCUGUGUGUUCUUUUUAGUCUGGCCUGUGGUCAGAUUAAACUGUGCCUGAAGUAUGUUUUGUAAAUGAGAAUACAGUCCUCUGGAUUUGGAGGUACAUUCUACUCUUCUGAAAUGCACGAUACUCCUUGUGAUAGUAAUAGGAGUUGCAUGUGCAAAUGCUUUUCUUUCCAGUAGUUAACAAUGUUUUCCAUAGGAGAGGCUUGCAUUUAGCUAGACUUAAUAUUUUGGAUGUGUAAAUGAAUUCAUCCAUCAGUAGUACAUUUUAAAGUAAAUUUUGAUAACCGUAACUAACAAAAUGGACGUCUUUUACAUGCUGACACGUAAUUUGACAUCUACCAAGGUGAACAGGCUGAAAUUCUUGUUCUAUCUAAUGCCGCAGUCAUGAAAACUACAGUGUUCUGUAGCCCAUAGACUAUUCUACAGUCUACUUGCAUUAAUGUGUCCAGUAGUGAGCAGUGUAUUCAUAAUGAAUUUAAUUGGGAAAAUAGGGAAUAUUCCUACAAGGGAGGCAUCUAACACAGUUUUGUUUUGUUUUCAUGUACUCUUCAUUUCGCUGUACCAGGUAACUGAGGACACAAAUGUUGUUGUAAGGCCACUGGUGAGAAAACCCCUCAAAAAUACACUUGUCUGUAAAGGUUUCUUGUUGAGACAUUCUUGGAUUGCACUUUUGCAGAUGGAAGAAUAUGUACAUAGCAAAUGAAUGUUGAUGAAAUUAAAAUAAUUGGUUAUGAUAUCAUUUGCGUGUGUUGUUAGAGAAUAUUUUGUUGUGACUUCUCUGUAUUAAAAAAGUAAUAAAUACCAGACAGCUAA
Messenger RNA from Tympanuchus pallidicinctus (lesser prairie-chicken), 3742 nucleotides. RefSeq lists its product as uncharacterized. The record is from RefSeq and is a predicted model, not a curated record. NCBI's taxonomy places the organism in Eukaryota, Metazoa, Chordata, Aves, Galliformes, Phasianidae. The coding region runs from base 193 to 861 and encodes 222 amino acids. The transcript is spliced from 2 exons.